This is a messenger RNA of Megalops cyprinoides (Indo-Pacific tarpon), 1342 nucleotides long. RefSeq names its product 3-monooxygenase/tryptophan 5-monooxygenase activation protein, gamma polypeptide 1 (gene ywhag1). Gene Ontology annotation, biological process: signal transduction. Gene Ontology annotation, molecular function: protein kinase C binding. Gene Ontology annotation, cellular component: cytoplasm. Lineage: Eukaryota; Metazoa; Chordata; Actinopteri; Elopiformes; Megalopidae. The transcript is spliced from 2 exons. The coding region runs from base 131 to 874 and encodes 247 amino acids. The record is from RefSeq and is a predicted model, not a curated record.
CGUCGGCACGCGCAGACAGCAGGGAGCAGCUGCAGCAAGAAGACCGCGUUGCAUUUCACUGCAUUGCAAGUGACAUUUUCGCAUUUCUUUCUAAAACUUAGAAUAACGUCUUCACCAACGACACUUAAAAAUGGUAGAUCGUGAGCAGCUGGUUCAGAAAGCCAGGUUGGCUGAACAGGCUGAAAGAUAUGACGAUAUGGCAGCUGCCAUGAAAUCGGUGACGGAACUGAAUGAGGCUCUGUCCAAUGAGGAGAGGAACCUGCUGUCGGUAGCCUAUAAGAACGUGGUGGGGGCACGGCGCUCCUCCUGGCGGGUCAUCUCCAGCAUCGAGCAGAAGACCUCGGCCGACGGCAACGAGAAGAAGAUCGAGAUGGUGCGGGCCUACCGCGAGAAGAUCGAGAAGGAGCUGGAGGCCGUGUGCCAGGAUGUGCUCAACCUGCUGGACAACUACCUGAUCAAGAACUGCAGCGACACGCAGCACGAGAGCAAGGUCUUCUACCUGAAGAUGAAGGGCGACUACUACCGCUACCUGGCCGAGGUGGCCACGGGUGAGAAGAGGGCCACGGUGGUGGAGUCCUCCGAGAAGGCCUACAGCGAGGCCCACGAGAUCAGCAAGGAGCACAUGCAGCCCACCCACCCCAUCCGCCUGGGCCUGGCCCUCAACUACUCCGUCUUCUACUACGAGAUCCAGAACGCCCCCGAGCAGGCCUGCCACCUGGCCAAGACCGCCUUCGACGACGCCAUCGCCGAGCUGGACACCCUCAACGAGGAUUCCUAUAAAGACUCCACCCUCAUCAUGCAGCUACUCCGCGACAACUUGACACUGUGGACGAGCGACCAGCAGGACGACGAGGGAGGGGAGGGCAACAAUUAAGAAUAACGCCGCGCGCUCACACACACACACACGAGAAAAAAAAAUUAAAAUUAAAAAGGGCCGGUGGACUUUGGCAGUCGCUUUUGCCGAUGAUACUACCGCAGCAGCAGUUCUUUAUUUUUCCACGAGUUUAAAGAAAAAAAAAUUCAAAUAAAAAAGAGCGGUUUGAGAGGAGGUUAAAUGUUAGUUAAAAUACAUAUAGUUAAAAAAAGUGAAAACCCCUCCCUCUUGAUUGCCUCUUUGACAUUUGCCAAAACACCACUUAGAGGAAAAAGUCAGUCAGUCAAGGGGGGCUGUUGGGUUGGAGCGGCAGCCUCAGACUGGCACAUGGACUGUUGUUGUAUUGCAGAAAAAGUGGAGCUGCUUAUUUAACUUUAGGGGUGAGGGAGAAGCAUUAGAAACAGUAGGGAGAUACAAAGCUUGAGCAAAAACUUGAAUGUCAUCGCCUCGCAGAAAAAAAAAAAAAAA